UCACCAAUCAAUGAAAAGAGCCGAAGACAUCGGCUCUGUCAUACGAUCAGCUGUGUCCAAUCACAGCUGAUCGCAUGAGAGCCGGUAAUCGGCAUUCCUCAGAGGGGACAUGUACAAUGAUCAUCAGGGCACUGAUGAUCAGUGUAGCCCCAUCAAUGCCACCCCUGCCAGUGCCACCUAUCAGUGCCAUAUAUGAAUGCUACCUUUCAGUGCCACCUACCAGUGCCUCCUCAUCGGUGCAGCCUAUCAGUGCCCAUCACUGCAGCCUCAUUAGCGCACAUCAGUGAAGGAGAAAAAUCACUUAUUUACAACAUUUUAUAA
Messenger RNA from Staurois parvus, 321 nucleotides. The record is from the annotation of a GenBank genome assembly. Lineage: Eukaryota; Metazoa; Chordata; Amphibia; Anura; Ranidae.